AUGGCCGAAGCAUUGCAUUCCUUCCCGCAUCCCACCUCUGCCGAGUAUGAGGAGAAGAUACUGUACCUCGUGGAAACACAAGAUAGGCGCGUCAGACACCCACCGAAUGCCUUCAUCUGCUUCCGUAAGUGGUACAACGCCUAUGUCCGGGAAUUAGGGGAGGCCGCUGGGAGCAAACGGGAGCACCAGAAUACAGUCUCCACCCAGGCUGGGCGCGUGUGGCAGGAACUUGCGACAGUCGAGGACAGACUCUGCUGGGAACGCAUAGCGAGCGAUGUUCGGUCCCUGCACCAACUGCUUCAUCCCGAAUGGUGGACUCCUGAGCACCAGGCCAUGUUAAAGCAGAAGAAGAAGGCGGAUAGACAAGAGAAGGCGGAGAAGACGGGGAAGGCGAAGAUGGCGAAGAUGGCGAAGAUGGCGGAGAAGGCAGAGCAGAUGGGAAAGACAAGAAGGGUGGACAGAGCGAAACCGGCGCACUAUCCCAUGACGCCGUAUGAGAGGGACCACCGCCCGUUCCCAGCAGACUUCGCGACAUCCUCGGCAUCAACAUCAUCUUGUAGCUACUUCGAUAGCUAUGACUCAAACCCGUCGCCGCCCAAGACGCCAUCAUCAACGUCGUUGUCGUCCUCGCGUUCAUCCCCACAAAUGCCUACAUACCCGCCUCCGCCUCCGGGCCUAUUUUUCGCGACCGUGCCAGAUGCUAUGUCAUGGGCCGGAGGGGACUCGAUCUCGGGGUUCGUACCGUUCUGCAGUCACCAGCCCUCGUGGAACGCGACCGAGAACCAGUCGCCCCCAAACGCGCCCAUGCAAUUCUCCCUCAGCUGGUGGUUGUCUCCGAACCAACCCUCCUGCGUCCCUCAGACCUUCCCCCCUCCUCAGGAUGGAGUUGUGUGGUUAUGA
This is a messenger RNA of Dichomitus squalens LYAD-421 SS1, 900 nucleotides long. RefSeq lists its product as uncharacterized. The record is from RefSeq and is a predicted model, not a curated record. Lineage: Eukaryota; Fungi; Basidiomycota; Agaricomycetes; Polyporales; Polyporaceae. The transcript has 2 exons. The coding region runs from base 1 to 900 and encodes 299 amino acids.